Salvia splendens (bonfire salvia) is the source of this 4607-nucleotide messenger RNA. Its product is annotated as putative E3 ubiquitin-protein ligase LIN-1. The coding region runs from base 151 to 4500 and encodes 1449 amino acids. Gene Ontology annotation, biological process: protein ubiquitination. The transcript is spliced from 17 exons. Gene Ontology annotation, molecular function: ubiquitin-protein transferase activity; protein binding. The record is from RefSeq and is a predicted model, not a curated record. NCBI's taxonomy places the organism in Eukaryota, Viridiplantae, Streptophyta, Magnoliopsida, Lamiales, Lamiaceae.
UUCAACACUUGAGUGUGUAAAUCAAUGCUUCUAUUGUCACAGUUGUGCCUAUUUUCACACACAACACACAGUUGCAAGAGAGGAACUAUAGCAAUGAAGUUUUGAUCUUUUUUUGCCAAAGGAAAAGAGAUAAGAGACUUUAUAGGAGUAAUGGUUGGUAACUACAGGUUUAAAAUGGAAGAAAAUGACAUUGUUGGAUCACUCAUCACCAGUGUUGGGAGUUUCAUCCAAGACAGGCUGAUAGACAGGGAGCAGAGGCUCCGGCACAAGGAGCAAUGCGCGGAGAGGUUAGCAGCUGAGAACGCGAGCCCCCACAACGACACAGAGGUUCGUUACUCUGACCAGGCAGUUCUAGCCAAUCUCGACUGGGGGAUCGAUGCCCUUGAAGAGGCGAUAAGUACCUCCAACACCGAAACCAAGAUGGCUCGUCUCGACUAUGCAGAGAAGAUGCUUCAAGUGUGCGCGUUGCUGAAUUCGUCCCAGAAAACAGCCGGAGUCCCUAACUCAUACCUCUCAGCUUGGGCUCAUUUGAACCUUUCUUACUUGUUCAAGUUGAGGAAUGAGGGCCACAGUGCAGUUCUUCAUGUCCUUGAAAUGUUCGUCGUGGAGCCCUUUUUCUCGCGCAUUGAUUUUGCUCCCGAGCUAUGGAAGUCCAUUUUUCUCCCUCAUAUGAACUCCAUUCUUGGGUGGUACACUGAGGAGAGGAAAAGGAUGGUGAUGGAUGUGAUCCCGGAUGCCUCGGACCUGUCAUUCACCGUUGAUUUUGAUCACUGUUUCGACGAGUCCUUACUAUUAUCCGUGAGGCCUGAGCAAGCAGAGAGAAUUCAAGAACUGGAACAGCUCUAUGGCCAAUCUUUGGAUGAGAAUACAAGGCUAUAUGCAAAGCAUUAUAAGGAAUGCAUGAACUAUGAUGCUGCCACGAGCAGGAGGGCGAUCCCAAUGUUGCCAAUCGCUGAGCCUCCCGUGACUCCUCUGCGCGACUUCAGCAUCCGUUCAAUUCCAGACUAUGUGAAAUUUGGUCCAAUCUUGCCCAAGAGUGCUGGUUUUGCUACCACUUCUCUUCCAAUUAGAACGAUGGCUGUUUCGACCUUAGGAAAUGCAGAAGAGUCUGCCGGCUGGGAUGUUGUUGAUGAAAAUCCGGAGGAGUGUGAAGAUUCUGGUGAAGACUCGGAUGGAUGUUUAGGAGGCAUGGAAAGAUCAAAAGAAAAGGAUGAUGACACUGUGUCAGUUUUGAGCAGCAGAAGCAACAGAUCGUCGAGCAAGGAGGUGGAGAGGCAAAGCCUAAUGGAUACAAGUCGAAGGCAAUCUCCUCAUAAUAGCUCUCCAGCAGGUUCUCCUUGCUCAAGGACUUCAUCUCCGAAAUCAGCCAGAAGCACAGGAACGAUGCAAACAUCUAUGCUUCGCCUCCUCUCAACCCGUGCAAUGGACUCAAACAUUAGCCCAUCCGACACGGAUGAAGAAACGACAGAACAGUUUAGAUCUCCGAGGAAAAGCACUCAUCACGUGCCAUACGCGCUUCCAAAGAGUUCACUUAAUCAAGGCGAAGAUUGCAGCCUGAGCUACAUAUCGUCGCCCUUGACUCCUAAGUCGAGGCCACCAAAGGACUUUGUUUGUCCCAUCACUGGCCAGAUUUUCAAUGAUCCUGUCACACUGGAGACGGGCCAGACAUACGAAAGAAAAGCCAUUCAAGAAUGGAUGAGUCGAGGAAACACAACGUGUCCCAUUACACGACAGCCUCUGUCCGCAGCCUCUCUCCCCAAAACCAACUAUGUCCUCAAGAGGCUGAUCACCUCUUGGAAAGACCAGCACCCUGAGCUCGCUCGGGAGUUUUCUUCCCUUGAAACACCGCAAAAUUUUUACACAAGCAGCACGUUCCAUAACGACAUCCCAUCAACACUUCCAACCAGUGGAGCUGAGUAUAAGCCUCAAAGAUUCACAACAGCAGCUGCUGCUACACUAUCAACGUCGCCCAACAGUGUAAUAUCUCAAACUUCCAACGAGGCAGUGAUCACCGCGUUGAAACCUUACAUUCUAUGCAUUUGUAACUCUGAGGACUUGCAAGAAUGUGAAGCUGCUGUUUUGGAAAUAGUCAAGAUUUGGUCAGAAUCCAAUGUAGGCUCAGGAAUCAACUCAUACCUAUCUUCACCAACUAUAGUGAAUGGAUUUCUCGAAAUACUGUCUGCAUCUACGAACAAGGAUGUGCUCAAAACAACCAUAUAUAUUCUGUCACAGCUGAUAUGUGCAGAUGAUCAUGUUGGUGACCUGCUCACGAGCAUAGACUCCGACUUCUACUGCUUGGCUGAUCUGCUGAGGAAAGGACUCUCCGAGGCAGCAGCACUUGUGUACCUGCUCAGGCCGUCGUUUUCGCAGCUUUCUUCACAUAACUUGGUAACAACUCUACUCCAUAUUGUUUCCAAGAAGAGUGAAGAUCAUGUUGGUUUUCGAUAUGCGGUAGCGCCCAAAGAUGCUGCAGUGGCAUUGCUUGAACAAAUCGUUGCCGGUGGAGACGAGAGUGAGAGAUCACACAAUGCAAUGAUUGUUAUAAAGGAGAAUGGGAUUCCUGCUUUGUUGAGCUGCCUUAAUCGGUUGGAUGGAAGAGAGUCGAUUGUUUCGAUUCUUUUAUGCUGCAUCAGAAUUGAUUCAGUAUGCAAGAGCAUUGUAGCAAGCAAGAUUGAGUUGUCUCCAAUUCUUGAAUUAUUCCAUGGUGGAAAUGAUAGUGUGAGAGGGAUUUGCAUAGAGUUUCUUUGUGAGUUAGUUCAGAUGGGAAGGAGAACAUUCAGCAACCAGAUUUUGCAGAUAAUAAAGGAUGAAGGAACAUUCAGCACAAUGCACACUCUCUUGGUUUACUUGCAAAUGUCUCCGAUGGUGCAGAAGCCUGCCAUCGCUACGCUUCUUCUUCAGCUUGAUCUGUUGGCUGCUCCGAGAAAGAUGAGCAUCUACAGAGAAGAAGCGAUGGAAGCGUUACUAGAAGCUCUUCAAAGAAAAGAUUUCCCAUCUUCUCAAGUCAUGGCUCUUGGCACAUUGUCGUCUCUCUCCGGCCAUUUUGGUGGCUCUAGGAAGGCGUAUAUGGAGUGUUGGCUGCUUAAAGUAGCGGGAUUCGACCAGCCUUACAAUGCUAUGAUGAGAGGGGAAGAAAAAAAUACUGAUGAAGCAGAAUUUGCUGAAAUGAAAGAGGAAGAGAAAGCAGCGAGGAACUGGGAGAAGAGGAUUGCGUUUGUUCUGGCAAACCACGAGAAAGGGUUGAUUUUCAAAGCUUUGGAGGAAUGCUUAGUAAGUAACUCGAUUGAGAUCGCCAAGUCUAGCCUUGUGGUGGCUACGUGGCUCAUGUACAUGCUCUACACCUUUCCUGAUUGUGGCAUAAGAGACGUUGCACGCAAAUGUUUGCUCGAGAAGUUCAUCAGCGUGCUGCAAUCAUCGAAGAAUCUUGAGGAGAAGAUACUGGCUGCCCUCGCCCUGAGAGGAUUUGUCACUGAACCAAGAGGGCAGAAUGAGAUGGGGGCGUACGCGAAAAGUAUGUGGAAGACGUUGAGGCGGCUCAAGAAGAGUUGCACGGUGGUUCAUGAUAUAAUGAAAGCACUGAUGAACUUGCCCUAUAUGGAUGCUGCGGAGCUGUGGUGUUGCGUUGAAGGUCCUGAGUUGGAUAUGUCGAUGAAUGGGGAAAUCUUGUCGAUGCUUCAUAUCAGAAACCGGCUAAUAAGCAGCCACUCGGAUGGGACUAUAAAGGUAUGGGACACUGGAAAGAGAGCUCCGCGGCUGAUUCAGGAGGCGCGUGAGCACGCCAAGGCUGUGACGUGCCUUUAUGUUCCUCCUUCGUGCGACAAGUUAUACAGCGGAUCAUUGGACAAAACCAUCAGAAUUUGGACAAUCAGACAGGAAGAGAUUCAUUGCAUCCAAGUGCAUGAUGUGAAGGAGGGAGUGGUGGCUCUAGCAGCCAAUGCUAGUGUGGCAUGCUUCUCUUCUCAAGGAAAUGGGGUUAAGGUUUAUAACUGGUCAGGCAUUCCCAAAAACAUUAGCUUCAACAACAAAGUGAAGUGCAUGAAACUAGAGGGAGACAAACUCUACUGUGGUUGUUCUGGUUACUCUGUCCAGGAGGUAGAUUUAAAGACAUACACAUCAUCAUCAUUCUACUCCGGCACCAAAAAAUUAUUAGGUAAACAAACAAUCUACUCCUUGCAAAUCCAAGACGGCCUUCUAUACGCCAGCGGCACCCCUGUCGAUGGUAUAGCCGGAAAGGUGUUCAAACUGUCUAACAAGGCGGUUGUGGGAUCUUUGGCAACCGGUGUGGAGGUGCAACAAUGCAGUGUUAACAAUGACUUCAUAUUCACAGCCACAAAAUGUGGGAUCAUAGAAGUGUGGCUCAAAGAAAGAAUCGCCAAGAUUGCGUAUAUCAAAAUGGACGUGGCGCAUGCAAGAAUCACGUCGAUUGUAUCGGACGCCCAUGGUCAAAAGCUUUUCGCAGGAACAUCCGAUGGCAGGCUACAGAUUUGGAGUUUGGAAUAAUAAAAUUUCUGAACCAGCACUUGAGCCAAGCAGAUGUCAACAAAUUACAUGUCAAUGUAAGUAAGUGCUGAUUAUAUUUGACUAAAGAAAUAAUGAAUUGAUAUCCC